Knipowitschia caucasica is the source of this 561-nucleotide messenger RNA. NCBI's taxonomy places the organism in Eukaryota, Metazoa, Chordata, Actinopteri, Gobiiformes, Gobiidae. The record is from the annotation of a GenBank genome assembly.
AUGGAGAUGAUCUCACUGACCACAGAAGGUCAGGAGCUGGGAGACGUUCCCACUGACUCCACCCUGACCUCAAAGAUGGAGCAGCAGGAGAAGAAACUGAUGAAGAUCCAGAAGUUACACCAAAGUCUGCAGCAGGAGAUCCAGGAGCACAUGGAGGGGAUGGAGGUCGUUCGCACGGCUUUGAACCAACACAUCUCUGCUCGAGAAAGUCUAGGGCGAGAGUUUGAAGCCAGAGAAAGGGAACGCAAGAGGAUCGAGAUGUUAGAACUCCAACUGCAGGAGUUUGAAGACCUGAAGAAGCAGCAUUCUUGGACUGUGGAGAGAAACCUCAGUCUGGAGAAGGAGAAGAAGGAGCACUUUGAGCAGAUGGAGUUUGUUCAAAAGUGUUUGGACGAACAGGUCGCAGCUUCCCAGACUCUAGAACAAAAGCUAACUGAGAAGGAACGUGAAUGCAAGGAGGUCGAGGUCCUCAAACGCCAACUGCAGCAGUUUGAAGAGGUCAAAGAGCAGUAUUCUUGGUCUCUGAAGAGAAAUGAAAGUCUGGAGGAAGAGUUGGAAUAA